Messenger RNA from Talaromyces amestolkiae, 1119 nucleotides. RefSeq lists its product as uncharacterized. Lineage: Eukaryota; Fungi; Ascomycota; Eurotiomycetes; Eurotiales; Trichocomaceae. The record is from RefSeq and is a predicted model, not a curated record. The transcript is spliced from 2 exons. The coding region runs from base 1 to 1119 and encodes 372 amino acids.
AUGCUCUCCUGGAGCUCUGCCAGCCUUUGCUUCUCUUCAAAGGCUGGAGAUCUCGAUGAUUCCUUGCAACAUUACUCCGACUGUAUCUCUCAUAUGCAGAAGGAAUAUGGUUUCAAGCCCGAGGAUCUUGAACGAAUUUGGCCCUGCGCCUAUGAUCCCAUACGUGACGAUGCAUUUGGGAGAGCAUCAGCCGACGAUCUUGAUGCCAUAUUUGUCGGCUAUUUUUUCUUAGCUCUUUCUGAUCUGAUGGCUGCUCGCUCCCGUCAGUUACGAAAUAUUCUUCGAUUUAUUGCUCACCUCCUCCGGAUUCCAAAAAUAAAAAGUGGGAUGGAGGGAGUACGAUCACGCGUUGCAACAUGGUUCUAUAUACUAGAUGCCAAAGCCUCCGCGUUUCAGCCCGGCGAGGGAGCAGUCCUCCAAGCAAUGGGGGGCCAGAAUGGAGUUGUGGCCGACCUCAAUGCUUCGUUUUUCACUCUCCCGCAAGCUUACAACUUGACCUACCCAGAUGAAGAAUACGAGCGUGAUAAAGCACAGUUUCCGUUUCUGGGCCGCAUGCUCUAUCUUGUGUCGAUGUUGCACGAUAUCACUCGGCUCAAACAUCGAGUGGAUUGUUCUGCUGAAAUCGCAAAAUUACGACAGGAUUUGGAUGAGCACCGAGAUGCAAUCCAGUCGCUUCAAAAAGCGCAUAAUUUCCAGUCUCGAACACGUGCAACUUUUUUUGUGCUGUCCGCUUUAUAUAACACGGUGGAAAUUUCCUUUUCUAGGGCCUUGGGGCCCUGUCAAAGCCGACAUUCUGCUUCUGCUUUCGCUCUUGACAUCAUUCGAUUAUCUCAAAAGCUAAACACACUCUACAAGACACAUUUCAAAGGUUCCCCGUCGUCGCCACCGCCAACAAAGAUAUGGCCUUUGCCGUUAGUAAUGGCUGCCAUCGAAGUGGAUGAUGACGUAUAUCGGGAAUGGGUUAUAGACCGCCUCAAAAUGUAUGAAGAGACAGGCGGUGAUCAUUACAAGCAGGCAAGGAAAUUUGUAGAAGUUGUAUAUGAGAAGGAAAGCCAAGCGGCAUGUCGCCUAGAUUGGGAGCAGAUAAUGGUUGAGUACAAUGAUGGUCUUGUCAUAUAA